This is a messenger RNA of Chlorella variabilis, 4677 nucleotides long. RefSeq lists its product as hypothetical. Gene Ontology annotation, molecular function: protein binding; calcium ion binding. The transcript is spliced from 14 exons. NCBI's taxonomy places the organism in Eukaryota, Viridiplantae, Chlorophyta, Trebouxiophyceae, Chlorellales, Chlorellaceae. The record is from RefSeq and is a predicted model, not a curated record. Gene Ontology annotation, biological process: RNA processing; guanosine tetraphosphate metabolic process. Bases 1 to 4677 code for a protein of 1558 amino acids.
AUGGUGGCAGGCCAGGUCUCACACCCGGCCUGUGCCCGGCCUGCGGGGCGGGUGCACGUGCCAGCAGCUAGCUUGGUGUUGAGGCCUGCAGCUUCCGUGCGGGACGACGGCACCAGCACCAGCGGGCGCCCGCCCGUGGAACACCUCCGACCUCCCAAGCGUGGCUCCUGGCGGCCCCUGGCCUACCUGCAGCCCUCCGAUCAGCUUGGAUCUUUGGAUCAGCCUGUGCCAUCUAGCAGCGGCUCUGCGCUGCUGCCACGCAGCUCUGAGCUCCCGACGGCAGCGUCGGCGGGCACGGCGCUCGCCGUGGCAGCGGCGGGCAGCCCACCCGGCUCGCUGCUGCCGGUGCAGGAGCAGGGCGGCGCCAGCCUGCUGCAGCUGAUGGCGGCCUGGGAUCAGCUGUCGGCGCGGCUGCCGCCACAAGCCAGCGAGGGGCGGUCGGCCGAGCUCAUCCUCACCGCGCUCAAGCUCGCACUAGCAUACUCGCCGCCGGCAGCCUCCUCCAGCAGCAGCAGGGGCCAGCAGGCGGCGCUGUCACGCCCCGUGGCUCGCGCCCUGUCUCUGGCCUCGCGCCUGGCUGACCUGGCGGCAGCGGGGCUGCCAAUCGACGCAGAGGGCAUCGCCGCCGGCAUCCUGGCGGAAGUGCUGGGGAGCGCGGCGCACUGGCAGCCGCACGCGGUCGGCGGGGCAUCCACGGCAGCGGCGGCAGCGGCGGCAGGCAGCGGCGGCCUGACGCUGCAGGUUGUGGAGGGGCGGGUGGGGCCCAUUGUCGCGCAGCUGGUGCACGACAUCCAGCGCGCCCGGCAGCUGCCCGCGCGCGUGGAGCUGCUCGACGACACAGCCGCCAGCGCGCUGCGUGAGCUGUGCCUGUCGUUCUACGACGUUCGAGCCACGGCCGUGGAGGUGGUGGCGCGCCUGGACGCGCUGGCCGCCUCCGACGGCCUGCCCAGCUACCAGCAGCAGGUGUGCGCGCUGGAGGCGCUGCAGAUGUAUGCGCCCAUGGGCCACGCGCUGGGCCUCACCGCGGUGGCAGCCCAGCUGGAGGACCGCUGCUUCCAGAUCCUGUUCCCUGAGAGCUACCUGCGCACCGCGGCGUGGCUGCGCGAGCAGGCCGCCGCCAACGCCGAGGUGCUGGCGCGGUGCCAGGCGGCGCUGGAGGCGGCGGUGGCCGCGCAGCCGCGCUUUGGCGAGCUGGCGGGGGGCCUGGUGGUGGCGGGACGCACCAAGAGCCUCUUCUCCACGCUCAAGAAGCUGCUGCGGCUGGGCAACACGGCGGCCGGGGGCCGGGCGCGGGCGCAGCUCUACGACUUGAUGGGCCUGCGGGUGGUGGUGCAGCCGCGCGCAGACCUGCCGCCGGAGGAGGCCGAGGCGCUGGCGGCGCAGGCCUGCUACCUCGUGCGCGACGCGGCGUUUGAGCUGUGGCAGCCCGUGGCGGGGCGGUGCAAGGACUACAUUGCGGCGCCCAAGUCAAACGGCUACCAGAGCCUGCACAGCACAGUCAGAGUGGCCUCUGAGACUGUCAGCCUGGGUGGCGGCGGCGGCGGCGAGGGCGCCAUCAGCGGCCACGCGACGCUGGAGCUCCAGAUUCGCACGCAGCUCAUGCACGACCGGGCGGAGCGCGGGGUGGCGGCGCAUGCGGCGUACAAGGGCGGCCUGGACGCCACCCAGGCGCUGCAGCUCAAGUCUGUGACCGACGCGGUGCUGCGCCGCACGGCGGCGGCGGCGGCGGCCGCCUCGCACGCCGUCGAGGUGGAGGCCGGCGGCGGCGGCGGCGGCGGCGGCACGGCGGUGAGCGGCAGCGAUGCGGCGGCGGAGGGGCUCUUCCGGCACCUGGACCAGAACAGCGACGGCCGCAUCAGCUUGGAGGAGCUCCAGUUUGCGCUGCAGGAGCUGGGGGUUCGCGAGGCGCAGGCGCAGAGCCGCGCCGCGGCCGAGCUGCUGCAGCUGGCGGCCGCCGACGGCGGCGAGGCCGGCGAUGGAACCAUCGGCUUCGAGGCCUUCAUGGCCUUUCAGCGCAGGGUGGGGCUGCUGCAGGCCCUGUCGGCGGUGGACCACGAGCAGGUACAUGUGCUGGAGCAGCAGCAGCAGCAGCAGCAGGAGCAGCAGCACGAGCAGCAGGCGGGAGCAGGCCCGGAUGGCGGCCUGAGCAGCUUCGACGGCGGGCUGAGCAGCAUGGGCGUCGCCGGCAGCCCCUGGGGCGGCAGCGGCGGCGCCGGCGGCAGCGGCCGCAGGCUGGCGGCGGGCACAUGCCGCGCGCGCGGCAGCGGCGGCGCGCUGGGCUGGCAGCCGCAGGGCGGGGGGCAGCUGGGCGGCAGCCGGCCUCGGGGCCGCCCGCGUGGCGCCCACCUGGCCGCCCGCGCCUUCCUCGAAACCAGCAGCGCCCGCAGCAGCAGCGACAGCAGCGUGGAUGAGGAGCGCGGCGGUGUCGGCGGCGGCAGCGGCGGCCGCAGCUGGGUCGGCAGAGGCUCCUACAACAACUUGGUGGCGCUGCAGGAUGGGCCCGGCAGCGGCGCGGGCGAGCGCGCAGGCAGGCGCAGCGCGCGGGCCGGCCCUCCCACGCGCGAGGCGAGCCCCGCACGCGCGGCGAGCCCCGCGCGCGAGGCGCCACCCGCGCCGCAGGCGCCAGCAGCAGCGGCAGCGGCCGCGCCGGCAGCGCAGGGCGAGCUGCUGCGCAAGCCAGACCGGUGGGCGGGCCCGGCGGCCGGCACGGGCGGCGAGACCGACGGCGCCGCCACCACCGGCGCUGCUGCCGGCGCGGGCGGCUGGGGCAAGUCUCGUGUGGUACAGGGCAUCAUGCGGCUGGUGGGCCAGGCGGGGCCGCCGCCCGCGGACGCCACCUGGCAGCUGGUGGCCUCGCCCUCGCUGCCGCACGCCGUGCUCAACGCCGCGGGCGGCGUGGUGCCCGCCACCGCCUGCGGCCGCCGCCAGGCGCUGCGCAUCCCCGACCUGGGACCCUGCGUCGUGGGCGCCGUGUUUGACCGCGACUGCGACUAUGUGGUGGAUGUGCCGACCGUGUCGGGGCGGCAUGUGCGGCUGGAGGUGGUGCGCCGCCCGGACGCGCGCGGCGGCCACUCCAAGCUGCUCCUUACAGACCUGGGCUCCACCAACGGCACGCGCAUCAACAGGGCCCCCAUCCAAGCGCACAGGGAGGUGACGCUGCACCCGGGGGACGUGGUGUGCCUGGCAGAAGGAGGCAUCUCGUUUGAGGUGCAGGUGCUGGCGCCCGCGCCUCCCUCGCCCGAUGUCGCCGCCAGCAACGGCGCGGCCGCCAGCGCGGCGGCCGUGGCGGUGCAGGCCGGCGGCGGCGGCGGCGCCGGCAUCGGCAGCCUGGGCGGGCUGGCCGGCGCGCACCGCGCGGCGGCCACGCUGCCCGCGGUCGUGGCGGCGCUGCGGCUGGCGGGCGCGCUGGAGGCGGCAGCGGCCGCGCAGGGCAGCUUCCCUCCAGGCGGCGCCGUGUAUGCCGACCUGCCCGACCGCGCGCGGCGGCUGAUGGCGGGCGGCAGCCACGAGGCGGCGCACGCGCUGCUGCUGGCGGGAGCCAUGCAGCAGCCGUGGGAGGGAGGCCUGUGGGCGCAGCUGGCCAACCUGGAGCGGCAGCGCGCGCGGCACGGCGGCCGCGGCGGCAGCUACGGCGUCGCGCGCGCCUUCUACGCCGCCGCCGCCGCCUGCUUUGGCGGCGUGACGGCGGCGGGCGCGGGCGGCGCGCUGCGUGCUGAGGCGGAGCGUUCAGAGGGCCUGUGCCGCGCCCUGGGCAGCUGGGCCCAGCUGGAGCUGUCCUUGGGGCAUGCCGGCUCCGCCCGCGCGCUGUUCCGCGGCGGCGUGGCGGCCGCCAAGCGGCACCCGGUGCCCGCCGCGGGCGCCGCCGCCGCCGCGCGCCUGCUCUUCACCUGGGCCCACAAGGAGUGGCGGGGCGGCGAGGCGGCGCAGGCGCAGCGGCUGUGCGGAGAGGCUCUAGAGGUGGAGCCGGGUAACGCCCACGCGCUGUGCCUGCUGGGCAGCAUCGAGGCGGCGGCGGGGCGCGCGGGCCUGGCGCGCCGCCUGUACGGCCGCGCCCUGGCGGCGCGCCCCGGCUUCGUCACGGCGCUGCAGUCCUGGGGCCGCCUGGAGGCCUCACUAGGCCACCUGUCCCGCGCGCGGCCGCUGUUCCAGCAGGCGCUGCGCCAGGAGCCGUCCAACACGCACGUGCUGCAGGCGUGGGGGGUGGCCGAGGCGCGGCACGGCGAUGCGGGGGAGGCGCGCCGCCUGCUGCGCCGCUGCACCGACGCCGACCCCGAGUGCCGGGCCGCCUGGCACGCAUGGGCGCGGCUGGAGGAGGAGGCGGGCGACGUGGGAGCCGCGCGGCAGCUGUACCGCACCGUGCUGCGCCUGCGCCCGGGGUCGGUGCCCGCGCUGAGCGCGCUGGGCCGCCUCGAGCGCCGCGCCGGCCAGAUGCAGGCGGCGCACCAGCUGCUGCAGGAGGCACUGGCGGCCGACCCGCACCACGCGCCGUCUGUGGCCGAGAUGGCGGCGCUGCUGGAGGCGCAGGGCAAGCCGGCGCAGGCGCAGAGGAUGAGCAAGCGGGUGCGGCGCCUGAACGCCAGCCGCCGCGCCGCGCUCAGGGAGGUGGCUCUGCAGAGGCUGCCUGCCGCGGUGCGGGGGCCUCCGCCGGGGCCGCCCUCGCCGGCGCCGCCCGCUUGA